AUGAACAUCGGCAAGAACAUCGUCAUAGAAAUCUUUCUUGGUAUAUGCUAUCUGCUUUUUGUCGGACGAGUUAGGUCUGUCUCUUUCUGUGACGAAUUUUGCGAUUGUUAUCCUCCUGACAUACUCUGCAGCGGAGUUGACUUCACAGAAGCAUUGAAUUACACCAUUCCUGACGAAGUCGCGAACACCACAUCACUUGAAAUUUUAAUUUUUGACGAAACAUUAAGACUUGGUAACGACACGUUCCAAAGCUUCAAUGCUUUACAAAGGCUUGUCAUAGAUCAUUGCCCAGUUACCUUCGUAAGUGAAUUUGUUUUCGAAGGGCUUAAUGAGUUACGGUACAUUUCGCUGACAUUGAACUCUUUGACAAAUGUUCCUAUUAAAGCGCUAUCCCGCUUGAAGACACCUCUGGAGGAAUUACAUCUGGUACAUCAACAAAUAACGAACAUCCCAGCGAAUUCAUUUGCGCAAUUCGGCAGUCUUCGCAAAUUGACUAUCAAAUACAAUUUCCAUGAUCUAGAUAUAUCCGCUAAUGCAUUUGCCAGUCUUGCAAAUUUAACACACCUUUACUUGUCGAAUAAUGGCAUCAGACUUUUACACGACACCACUUUUAUGGGUUUACAUAAUUUACAAGAAUCAGACCUUAGUUACAAUCUACUUGUUGCAGUUCCAACUGCAAUACACGCUCUCAAGUCUCUCAAAAAGUUAGACCUGUCUCAUAAUCAGCUCUUGGACAAUCCAAGGAAUCUCUUGUUCUUGGUGGGAAUGCCAAAGCUCCAGACUCUCGAAAUGGGGUCCUGUGCCAUUUCUGAAAUUUCUUCAGAUGCUGUUGAUAACCUCAUGACAUCUAAGGAUCUAGCUGUCGCAAAUUUCGAUGGAAAUCCGUUUAAUUGUACAAAAGAUCUCUGCUCGUUUGCAAGUUGGUAUCUUAGUCUACCCGAGCCACCAAGUACAACGAGGAGUCCUUACUACAUACCUUUCAUAACCGUAAGUCCUCCCCCUGGCAAAGGACCAUAUCGGUGUAAGAGUAGUGGACAGCCCCUCCUGGAGUUCUACAGCAAUUCUUAUUGUUUGCCGGCUCCCGAUCUUACCCCGUCCAAUGUUCCUGAUCCUGCUGACGAUUCUACUCCAUGGUAUGCGAUAGUAGUUCCCGUUACUCUCAUCCCUGUUGCAUUUGUCCUUGUCAUUGUGUCCUUCGUAAUAUGGAAGUUUCGUCUGAUUAACCAAUACCACCAUCACUUUGGGAUCCACUUUCAACGCCGUGCUAAUAACGGAGCUGUGCAGAGGAAUAACUUCGAAUAUAUCUUCGAUGCCUAUGUCAGCCAUCACGAAGACGAUAAGCCAUUCGUCCAAGAUGAGAUGCUUCCUCGUCUCGAAGAUGAGAACGGCUUCGAUCUCUGCCUCUCCUUCCGCAACUUCCGUCUGGGUUCUAACCUCCUGGAGAAUGUUUCCUCGGCCCAAGAUGUCAGUCGUGCCGUCAUAUUUAUCAUCAAUGAACGCUUCAUGCAGAAUGGACAGUGUAAGCUGGAGCUUGAGAUGGCUUCGACGAGAAUGCUGGAAGAUGAGAUGGAUCAUGGAGUACAACGUCUCAUCCUGAUCCUGAUGGAAGUCCUGGAACCAGACCUGAUGAACAACACUCUGAGGAUGCUUCUCAAUCACGUGGCUUACCUUGAGUGGGAUCCUACGGUAGAAGACAGAUGUUGGGGGCAACUUAUAGCUACUCUGCGAACUAUGGUGCCGGAAGGGAAUAGUGACGACGAAAGGGGCGCCAACGACGAACAAAAUGCCGGUGACGAACCAUUAUGCAACCAAUACGAACAACAUGUUUGA
This is a messenger RNA of Strongylocentrotus purpuratus (purple sea urchin), 1830 nucleotides long. Its product is annotated as toll-like receptor 3. The record is from RefSeq and is a predicted model, not a curated record. Gene Ontology annotation, cellular component: membrane. Bases 1 to 1830 code for a protein of 609 amino acids. Lineage: Eukaryota; Metazoa; Echinodermata; Echinoidea; Camarodonta; Strongylocentrotidae. The transcript has a single exon. Gene Ontology annotation, biological process: immune response; toll-like receptor signaling pathway; inflammatory response. Gene Ontology annotation, molecular function: transmembrane signaling receptor activity; protein binding.